CCUUCUUAACAUCCUAUGCUCCCAUCACACUUUAUAAACCACACCAUCAUCUAAUCAUCAUCUAAACUCAACUCCUCUCCUCUCCUCUCUUCUCUUCUCUUCCCAACAACACAAACUCAUGGGUAUUCAUCACGAUGCUACUACGAACUCUGGUGACCAUCACCUUAUUCUAGGAUUAGCUUUGACUAACACUCCAUCACCACAAUCCAUUUCCAACAAGUUUGAUCAUGAUCAUGAUCACACUCUUAGGCCAAAGCCUUAUUCCUCCAAAUCCAGUUUCAUCAACUCCGAGGCUGAGCCAUCAUUAACCUUGGGUCUGUCCCGUGACAGUUACCGGCACCCCAAAAACAUGGGACACAACAACAAAGUAUCGUGUGAGGACCCUCUUGAACAGACUUCUCCUCACAGCGCUGUUUCCUCCUUCUCCAGUGGAAGGGUCAAGAGGGAGAGGGACCUUAGCUGUGAAGAAGUGGACGUGACUGAGACAGAGAGGGUUUCUUCAAGAGCCAGCGACGAAGAAGAAGACGGUACCACCGCUAGGAAGAAACUUAGGCUCACUAAAGAACAAUCUGCUAUGCUAGAAGAAAGCUUCAAACAACAUAGUACCCUCAAUCCUAAACAGAAGCAAGCUUUGGCAAAGCAGUUAAGUCUAACUCCUCGACAAGUUGAGGUGUGGUUCCAGAACCGGAGAGCCAGAACAAAGCUGAAGCAAACAGAGGUGGACUGCGAGUUCUUAAAGAAGUGUUGUGAAACAUUAACUGACGAGAACAGAAGGUUACAGAAGGAGCUUCAAGAGUUGAAGGCACUGAAACUGGCUCAGCCUUUGUACAUGCCUAUGCCUGCGGCAACCCUCACCAUGUGCCCCUCUUGUGAGAGGCUCGGUGGUGGCGUUAACGGUGGCGCUUCCCCUAAGACACCGUUCUCCAUGGCUCCUAAGCCUCACUUCUUCAACCCCUUCGCCAACCCUUCUGCAGCAUGUUAAUUCAUUGUUAUUAUUAGGCUUUUAGUUUAAACAAAAAACAAAAAGAAGAAAAAAGAAGAAAAAAAAAGUUCCCCCACAACCUUUGUAUUUGUUUUGGUUGAGGGAUACGUUAUGAACUACAUCAGCUAGUGAAAAGGUUAAGGUUAAGGGUGUAAUUAACUAAUAUACUGUAGAAAUUUGUAACUGCUGAUCAAGAUUACUUUUUACUUUUCCUUUAUUGUAUGUUUAUAAAAGACAUCCAUAUAUCUAUGAAGGAAUUAAAAUAACUAUUUUUUUUAUUGUUCA
This is a messenger RNA of Cajanus cajan (pigeon pea), 1267 nucleotides long. RefSeq names its product Homeobox-leucine zipper protein family (gene HAT22). Gene Ontology annotation, molecular function: sequence-specific DNA binding; DNA-binding transcription factor activity, RNA polymerase II-specific. The record is from RefSeq and is a predicted model, not a curated record. Gene Ontology annotation, biological process: regulation of DNA-templated transcription. Lineage: Eukaryota; Viridiplantae; Streptophyta; Magnoliopsida; Fabales; Fabaceae.